GUCCAUGCAGCUGCCAAAACAGCUUUAAGAGAAAAGCACAGACACUUUGUGUAGUAGUUUUGGUUAGCCUGUUUAUUGUGGUUUAUGGCACUCGGAGCAGACAUUUAUUUAAGUAGACUUACAAAACACGAUGGCUGAUGGUGAGAAUGUGAAUGCUGAGGUCCCACCGGUCCCUGAGCCACAGCUCCCAAACACUGCUGCAGCUGGUCGUAACCUGAGAGGAUGGCUUCAGGAGCAGUUCGGUGACAGGCCUCUGGAACAGUGCGAGGACAUGAGUCUGCAUAAUGCUGCCCAUGUUGGAGACCUAGACACUCUCAAGACCCUCCUACUAGAAGACCGCUUCAAACAGCAGAUCAAUGAGAAGUUGAUUUGGUCCUGUGGGUGGCUGCCCUGCACGCCGCUACGUAUUGCUGCCAUGAUGGGUCACAGCGAGUGUGUGGAGUACCUGAUCUCUCAGGGAGCUGCAGUGGACCUGGUGGAUGUGAAGGGUCAGACUGCUCUGUACAUGGCUGUGGUUAAUGGACAUCUGGACUGUGUGAAGAUCCUUUUGAAAGCCGGUGCUGAUCCGAAUGGCAGCAUUCAUCACCGGAGCACCCCGAUAUACCACGCUGCACAAGUGGGCCGAGUGGACAUUCUAUUAGAGCUGAUCAGGUUCAAUGCUGAUGUUGAUAUUGACCACCGGUUGGAUCAGAGGUCUAUGUUCGGCAUGCGCACUUUGACAACUCUGGCAGCCUGUCCACUGUUCAUCAGCGCUGCUUACCAUCACCUCCCCUGCUUCCGGAUGCUUCUGAAUGCCGGUGCCAACCCCAACUACAACUACAAUGGCCCCGUGAACAGGGAAGCACUGGUCAGGGGCCGGGCCUGCUGUAUGCUGGAUGCAGUUCUGAUACUCGGAUGUGAACCAGCCUUUGUUAGAUUACUGCUGGACCACGGCGCUGACCCGUAUCUAGUCCCCUGGAACGAUCCUGACACCAUGGUUCGCAUAAAAGUCAACGCUGAAACCCUUCGCAUCUACCAGGAAGCCAAGAGAAACCCAAGGAGAUUGAUGAGCCUGUGCCGCAUUACUAUCCGGGAGAUCAUGGGCAAGAAGUGUUUAUCAUGUAUCUCUUCCCUUCCACUGCCAGAAACCGUCAUAAAAUUUUUGUUUCACAAGGACUGACCAUGUAGACGGUCAAAUUAACUCAAGUGUGCAAGUGACCUUUCGCUCUCCAACACUGCUUACACGGAAACCAGUGACUUCCACAAGGCUGGCAGCUGUAAUGGUAAGUGUUGAUUUUGGGGUGGAAAUCUGUGGAAUGGAUUUCUGGUAAAAAUGUGUUAAAUGGAGCUGAGAGUACUGUACUCUUAUUGUGAGUUGAAUGCAUAAGCAUAUUAGCAAAAACGUUAAAUAUAUGCACUGCUGCUGCCAUUUUAAGAGAGUUUUACAUACUCUUCCUUGCACUGUGCCAAAGAACACGAUUACCUGUAGUAAAAUCACUGUAACGCACUGCCUUUUGUGGCUCAUUGCUUUAAUGACUUUUGAAUAUUAUUAGAUUAUGAUAUCGGUGAUAUGUUUUCAUAUCACCUACAUUUGAUUAUAUUGCUGAAAGUUGCCUUACAUAUUCUCUGUAAUCUUUUUUUGCAAUAUUGGUAAUGUGAAGAAUUUGUACUUCUCUACUUUAUGGAAGUAGCUUCUACUUUACUUGAAUAUUUCAGUUUGUUGCGACUUAUGUUUUCCAGAUAAAUAUUUUUUACUUUAAGAGAUUCUGAUUGUCUCAUUAUUCUUUACCCUGAUUAAAAUGUUUGUUUCAUUAUUUGAUUCACUACUUAAAAGAGCGGAGUGGAAAAAUAGAAAUGUUUUGAAACAUUACAAACAUCACUUUUACUGUAUCCUUGCUGAAUAAAAGUAUUAGGUUCUUGAAAUAAAUCAUUUCAGGAUUUUAAAUGGUGGUGUAUAUAUUAUUUAUUGUAAUUUUAAUAAUUUUUUCAACUCAAUUUAGUUUCAUUGUGUACUAUUAUUAUUAUUAUAAUAUUGUCUCAUUAUGUUUUACUGAAGUAAA
This is a messenger RNA of Onychostoma macrolepis, 2039 nucleotides long. It is a transcript of the gene asb1, whose product is annotated as ankyrin repeat and SOCS box containing 1. The coding region runs from base 131 to 1159 and encodes 342 amino acids. Gene Ontology annotation, biological process: intracellular signal transduction; protein ubiquitination. Gene Ontology annotation, molecular function: protein binding. The transcript has 5 exons. Lineage: Eukaryota; Metazoa; Chordata; Actinopteri; Cypriniformes; Cyprinidae. Gene Ontology annotation, cellular component: ubiquitin ligase complex. The record is from RefSeq and is a predicted model, not a curated record.